GCCAGUCCUCGCCUGCGUCUGACUCUUGCGGGAACUUUGACGUCCAGGAACCCGCUCAUCUCGCCGGGGGAUCCCGCCGACAUCUUUCUGUCUAGAGGCCUUCGCCCCAGCAACCUGCAACAGAAGCGCCACAGAAUGUCUGCCGCGACCAAGAUCACGUCAUUCGUGGCGCCAACAAGCGGGGGAGGGGGUGCGAAGAGCGGGACGACGGCGACGUCGAUCAAGGGACGCCGGGGGACGGUGUACCACCUGUCGUCCACUCUCGAGGAGCAGAAGAAGAAAGGCACCAGGACGUUGGACGACGUGAGGGUCAGGAGGCGUUUCGCCAGCGGCAGGGACCUCCUGUCGCCCGCCGGCAUCCUCAAACUUCUCGUCAUUCCUGUCGGUCUGGCCGGAGCAGCGCUGAUGGCGAUGAGCUCUGCGGCGACGUACAUCAUGUGGCGAUAUCGCGAACAACUGUUGCCCGACCAGUCCCAAGUAGCCGGCACGGACGGACAACAGAUGCCGCGCGUGUCGGUAUUCAUCUGAGCGCCAGAUCAUCUGUGGCGUUCGUUGUUCGGCCACGGACGUUUACGCUAAAAGUUGUAAUGAGAAAAGACAUUACUUAGCGCACGAGUGAUAUUCGUUUGUUGUUAACCUAUAUUAUUGCAUAUCUUUGUACUGAAAUAUAAUUCGUUCUUUCUUGAGUCGCGUAUUAUAUCGGUGAUACUUUGUAAUUUGUACCUGUUAUUUCAGUGGUCAUUUUCAGUCACUUCUGUUGGUUGUCCUACGAAGUUUAAGUAUCCGUCAUGACUGAAUAUUUUAAAUGUGUUCACUACAAAGCUGAUAAAGAAGAGUGUAAAAUGUCUCCCGCCACUGAUCCGGGCUGCGUGUGUGUGUCAGAGGCAGAGGAGGUUGGUGACAGCUCCACGCAGUCAGAUUCCUCUGAAGAGGACGAUGAGUUAAGAUGGCACAAGAUGGCAAAGGGGUCAGAUGUCCCUUCAGAAUACUGGCACAUUCAGAAACUCAUCAAGUACAUGAAGGCUGGAAACCAGACGGCUACCAUCGUGUCGCUGUGUUGUCUCAAGGACCAUGACCUCACCACAGAGAUAAACCAGACUGCCAUCAGGGAUAUCGGUGGCCUUGAAGCACUGGUAAACCUCUUGGAGACCGAUGACAUCAAGUGUAAGUUAGGCUCCCUGUCAGUUCUCAGCGAGAUCUCGCAGAACGCAGACAUCCGCCGUGGCAUCACCGAUCUGGGAGCCGUCCCUAUUCUGGUGAUCAUCCUCUCGGACCAAAGCAGGGACCUACAGAUCCUGGCAGCUGAGACAAUAGCUAAUAUUGGGAAGAUCCGCAAAGCAAGGCGAGCUAUCAGGAAGUGUGGUGGCAUACCAAAACUGGUGGACCUGCUGGAUGUCAGCAACCAUGCCCUCACUACACCAUUCAGCCAGCUGACCCCGCAAGACGAGGAGGAAGUCCGAACAGCUCGGGCAGGAGCCAAGGCCCUCUGGUCAAUCUCGCAGUCCAAGAAAAACAGGGACACCAUGAGGAAGGCGGGAUGCGUCCAUCUUCUGGCCCGUCUCCUGAAGUCUGUCCACGGGGAUGUGGUGGUGCCCGUAAUGGGCACACUGCAGCAGUGUGCUUCGGAGAAUGAAUACCAGCUAGCUGUCCAAACAGAAGGUAUGGUUGCGGACAUGGUACAUCAUCUCAGAAAUGACAACAGGGAGCUCAAAAAGCUCUGUGCCUCAGCAAUAUUCAAGUGUGCCCAGGACUCUGUGACGAGGGAUCUGGUUCGUCAACAUGGGGGGCUGGACCCCUUGGUGAAACUGGCAAAGGACAUCAGUAUCUGGGAUGACAAGCCUCUUCUAGCUGCAGUGACGGGUGCCAUUUGGAAGUGUGCCAUCAGCCCAGAGAAUGUUCACAGGCUGGAUGAACUAAAGACAAUCGACACUCUCGUGUCUCUCCUCAGCGACGAGAAUGGAGAGGUGCUGACAAAUGCUGUUGGAGGCCUGGCGGAAUGCGCCAAGUUUCAGGACAACCGAACUGAGAUCCGAACCUCAGGAGGCAUCCCCAGACUGAUCAUGCUUCUCAAUGGAAACAAUGGACCCAUGUUAGAGAAUGUAUGCCGUGUGCUUGGCGAGUGUGCCAAUGAAGCAGAUUCGAUGGACAUCAUUCAGAACUUGGAUGGGGUGCGCCUCAUAUGGUCACAGCUCAAGCAUCCGUCUCCUGCCGUUCAAGCGAGUGCCGCGUGGGCAUUGUGUCCAUGUAUACGAAAUGCUACGGAUUCUGGUGAGAUGGUGAGGAGUUUUGUUGGUGGUCUAGAACUCAUUGUGAGUCGCCUCAAGUCUACUGACACCAAUGUUCUAGCCAGUGUGUGUGCGGCGUUGGCAAAGAUUGCUCAAGACAAAGAGAGCUUGGCAGUCAUCACCGACCAUGGCGUCGUACCCAUGCUAGCAGAGCUUGUUCUUACGGACGAAGACAUCCUGAAGGAGAACCUGGCUGAAGCUAUUGCUUAUUGCUGUUCUUGGGGUGUCAACUGCCAUGAGUUUGGGUGCCUGGGAGCUGUUACACCCUUAGUAAACUACAUGAACUCCAAAGACAAGAGCGUACAUCGCACCACAGCCUACGCAUUGCAUCAACUGUCUGCUGACCCACAUAACUGUAUCACCAUGCACCAAAGUGGAGUUGUACCUUUUCUCCUGAAAACCAUUGGUUCUUCAGAUGAGAAGCUUCAGGAGGCAUCUGCUGGUUGCCUCAGCAACAUCAGGAAGAUGGCACUAGCGACUGAGAACUUCAAUUACAAAUAAUGUGAUACGUUUUGCUUCCGUCAAGAGAUGUAUCCUUUCUUUCAGGAAACGACUUUUUUGAAAAGCGCCAAAUACUUCAUAUUGAUGUUAAAAUGUUCCUGAUUGCUAAGAUUUUAUAUUGUUCGAUCUCCAACUAUUUAUGUGUUCUUGCAUUCUAGAAUGAUUACUGAGUAUAAAUUGAUGCAUCAAAAUGUUAAGAAAAUAAUAAUGUAAUGAAAUAGGUAUUAAUUGUUAGUGUCAAAGCUUGUUCCAUCCAGCUACAAAAGAUGUCAUGCUUAAAAUAUGAAGUGUCAUUUCCCAUAUAAUAUUGUGUAAUUAUUAAUCAUAACUAGAGCAAAACUGUUUGCGUGAUUAACAUUUAGAAUAUAUAUUGUAAAUCCAGUAUAAAAAAAACUAUUUUAAAGGUAGAGAACAAAGCAGACGUCAAUAGCUUGAUCGGUAAGAUGGACAACUACUAUUUCACUUAUUUUUAUGAUUCCUCUUCCUCCAUCCAAGAUUAUAACUAUUAUAAUGCUAUCGAUUAUAACGUACGGCCUCAAAAUAAACUAUGUCGCUCACAUUAAGAUAGUUUCAGAGUUAA
This is a messenger RNA of Zootermopsis nevadensis, 3366 nucleotides long. The record is from RefSeq and is a predicted model, not a curated record. NCBI's taxonomy places the organism in Eukaryota, Metazoa, Arthropoda, Insecta, Blattodea, Termopsidae.